Molecule: messenger RNA, 2322 nt
Organism: Mesocestoides corti
Lineage: Eukaryota; Metazoa; Platyhelminthes; Cestoda; Cyclophyllidea; Mesocestoididae
Source: the annotation of a GenBank genome assembly
AUGCUAUUUCCAUCCUCCUGUUUCCCAAUACAGGAACGUGGCCAUGGAGAAUGCGGCAGUGGUGGAGCUGUCUUCAACGAAAAUGUUCUUUCUUAUGCUAAUGUUCGAUACUCCGUGGAUUCAGACAGUGAAUCGCGGUUAUCGCUUCGCUACCGACAACGAAACACAAUGCGGCACUUUGAGGUCCAACGCAUUCUUAUUUGGCCCCCCACUGAUGGUCCAACCGCCGGUGACCACUCGGUAUUCUACUACUGUGAGUACAUCGGUGAUUAUUCCUGGCAGAGGCAACAUGGCAGUUUCUACAACGCGCUUCUUUCCGGUGAUGUCAUGCAUUCCAUGCAAAGUCAUCCUGAAUCGGGACAGACAUCUAGUGUCUGUCCGUGGUACACCCUUAAAGAACAAAAGCGUCUUUCCUCUGACUCGAGGUCCACUUCCGUUUACGACAUCUCCUUUUUAUUUACUUGGAAUAAUUUAACUGAACCCCAUUUGACCAACGACUUUUGUCCGUGGUCAUAUUUCGAUGGAGGAGGUACUUGGAACAUCUUGGGUGGGCUGUUUUGUGAGCAACGACACUGCAACUGGACUGCAAGCACAUGUACGGAAGUCAAUCUAGAUGGCAAUUACAUGGCGCUCCUCUGUAAUAAUAGUUGUUCAGUGAAAGAUAGUGACUAUGACGAAGAAUCCAAGGAUGUAGAUAAGGAAGAGGGGAAGGAAGAUGACUUUGCAGAGGAGCGGAUGCAGGAGGAUUGUGGCGUUGAAGAAGCAGUGUCAGCUACGCAAGAGUUAUAUGUGUGCGAUGUAGAAGAAGCUGAAAGGGGUGAAGAGAGCUUGUCAGGAGACGAAGGUGAAGAAGUGAUGGAGUGUGAUCUGGUCCAUAGUCGGGAGGAAACGCAUUCUUCUUUGUCGUCAAUAACUUAUGAAAGUGAGGAAAAUACUUGGUACAGUCCUUUUGAAUUGUCCUCUGACAUGGACACGCUUAACAAUAGACUGCGGCCACGGUGGAGGUGGAUCCUCCGUCAGACACGUUGGCCAUUUCGAUUUGCACCACAGCAGACUGUUGACCUGUCCAUGCAUGAGAUUUCGAUCCCGACGUGGCGAGCGAGUGCCGGACGUCUGAUUUCGGAUGUUCGGAAUUUUUGUACAAGGAAUCGCGAGACAAAGAAUCUUAUUCUUCUAGAUCCCAUGGCAAGUUUUGCCCUAUCACCGCUCUCGCCACUGCUCAAUCUGAUGCAGCACUCUGUGCAACCGAAAGCCCACCUGAGAGGCAUUCUGUGGAUGACCGCAGUUGAUGCUCUUUCCCCCUCCUACUGCGUCCCCAUUCCUCGUCAAGGCGUGGACUGUGAGGAUGAAAUGAAGCACCCCUAUCCGCGACCACUCUACUUGCGAUUUCUCACUGUAGCCGCCUUCGUGUCCAAUUGGUUUGCCUGGUUCUCUCGCAUCGAGACCUACUUGUCAUUGGGUACAUCUCGUUUUCCGCCAUUACUCGUGUUUGACCCCGUGGCAGGGCAAAGCAUCUACACCCGGUCUGGGCGAUCGACCACAGCGAACCAGCACAAGGUAGUGGAAUGGCGGUCUCCAACCUGCAUAAUCGCAAAUCAAGUGCUACAACUGCCACAGAUGUCACUGUCAACGACACAGCGCUCCUACCAGAAGGAUGUUCAACAACUGUACCGGAUGAUUGAGGCGUCGACAGACGGUCAAGCUUCGGUAAUCGGAGUCACUGAAAUGUCAGUGGUGAUCUCGCUGCAUCCCAAAUUUAGUUACAAUGCGCACGCUGAUUUCACUGCAAAAAUUCGAUGCCCUUUGGCUUACCCGAGAGACACUCCACAGGUGACAUUCAACACACCAAUCUUCCAUCCCAAUAUCGACAACCCAACGGGCGAAGUUUGUCUAAAUCUUCUUAAUGAGUGGCGUAGCUGUUACAAUCUGCUAGAUUUGAUCAAGGCUCUUCUUUACCUAAUCGCCAAUCCAAAUUUCGAUUCGCCAAUCAGCCAGUUUGGGUCCCUAAAUAACAGGAGCCUGCUGGCGAAGAAGACAAUGCGGUUACUGGCUGGUCUGCCUGUGAACGGUGAACGGUUUGCGCCAAACAAGGCGUGGUGCGAAUGGGCAGAGGCCAAUGGGUGCCUUCCGACUGAUGACGAAGAGAAUGAUGAAGAUGAUGAGGAUGAUGCCAGUAGUGAGGAGGAGGACGGUGGGGUGCAGACUACGCUUGCGGCGGCUCUGCAAGAUAGGAAUGAUGUGCGCGACGCUGCUUUCGCAUACGGGGUAGGUGACGUGGUUGUUGGUGAAGGCUUAACUAGCAUCAAAACAUGGAGUCGUUAG